UGCGAUGUUGGGGGGAGUGGAUUCGGGGUGGUGUGAGGUGGCGGUUGAGAGGUUUUGGUUGAAUGGAUGAUGAGGGGAAGGAUGGUGACGAGGGUGGUGCAUCGUGCGUAGAGGAUGAGGUUGCUACGAAGAGGCUGCUUGUGAACGGCUGCGACAGACUGCGUACGACGAAGGGGAGAGACGAAGAGACCGGGGUGUUUACACUUCGCUUGAAGUCAGCGAUGGUGGGAGAAGGUGAAGAACCAGGAUACGCUAAUCGGGUGGGAGGGCAGACACUACGUGAAGCAACCGGAAGGGAAGAUGUUGGGCCCACAGUAGUCACGGGAUCGCCACCUGCCACGCUGUCGCCGCCAUCGCCUCCGCUUCAGCUGCCCACGUGGCCUCCCCCAGCUUCGCCAAUCGGCCACCUCGGCAACCAAUCUGCGUUGCGCCCCUAUUUAUCGGCUCUACUCAACAAAACAUCAUCCUUAACUCCGCAUCCAGUGCCCAUGAUCGAAGCUCCCUCCUUGUCGCCUCAGUCGGGAGCGGGCUCUGAGCAGGGAGAAGAUCUCGUUGGAAGUUCCUUGCAGCCGUCCUUCGCCUCCGGCCAUGACUUGCAAGUAGGUGAGAGUCAGAUUCUGUUGUCCCAGCACAGUCCGAUACUUCCAGGUUUGAUCGAAGGAGACAUACAAGGAGGCAAGGACUCUCUGCAGCUGUCUCCAUCAUCAUCAUCAUCAUGGGGCAAUAGACAAGACCAGGUGCAGGUCCAGGGAGCUGCUGCCGCACCAAGCGGUGCUCCCACUGCUGGUUUAGAAGUUCAACAUGGUGCAUAUUCCAACGGUACCAGUGCUGCUCCUUCCGGAAGCUCCCCCGAAGCAAACCCUUACGGCCAAAUCUAUUAUGCGCCUGACCUUGAUCGAGACAACGGGGCACUUUUCAAUCACCCCAGUGUACCCCUGCUAUUCACACCACUACUGCUGUACUGGACGGUGCUGAUCCGAAUGUCCUGUGACCUCUAUGUCUAAGGAUGAGAAAAAGGGUCGGAACGUGUACAUAACACCGAACUUGGGAUUGUGGACUAACGGUGAGCCGUGUAGCAUCAUCUUUCGAAUGUUCGACAGGUCCUCCAGCCGCUCUGCCCCUCUCCGGAUGAGUGUUUGAGUCAUCUCUGAAGCCGGAUUGGAUCUCUCCGCGCUCUGCAAUGUGAUAAUUGCGUCAAGAAUGUGGAAUGAUGCCUUCGUGAACAACCGACUCGCAGGGCAUAUUCACACUACAAGUAGCAUUGUUGCAGCUGUAUAUAACCGAAAUUGCGGCCAGAUGCGGUCAAAUAGCCCGACUCGGAGUGGAUGCUCCCAACUUAGCAGACAUCAACAGUCCAGAUUCAGUGACGGCAGAGCAUUGAUGGGAAUAGAAAUGUGGCCGCGAUUAAUUGAGGAAACUGCAGUGCGAAAGUGACUGUUUGUUGUUCGGAUACGAUCAUACAUGAACCAAGUUAACAGCCCGCUCACGGACUCGAACGAGAAAAUGACAACUGUAGCAGAGGCAGAGAGUGAGACAUUAUCAUGUGCCGAGUAGGACGCCAAGCCAAGUGCCAAGUUGGACAUUCAUUGGCGGAGGCCCGAGGGGACAACAUCAGCUUGUACUGGAUGGCAUGUAAAGAGAGUGAUGGAAGGGUGGGGCUGAUGAAUGGACUACAGCCAACCACGUGAUUAAGGCAUGGAGCGACGGGUGUUGUUAGGGGGCCAAUCAGUAGCAGAUAUCAACAACUGGAAUUGGAGCAAUGUCCUUUGACAGUCUGUGAUCGCAAGUGCGCUCUUUUGUCUGCUCCGCAAACAGACAUGACAGAGCACAUGAAUGGAAUGAGGGAAGAUACAAAGAAAGAAAUUGACCACGGAGAGUGAGGAUCAUCUGGCGAUUAGUUUUUGUCCUUUUUUCCGAUUGUACGUGUGUGUGUGCGUGUGUGCGUGUGUGCGUGUGUGCGUGUGUGUGUGUUUGUGCGUGUGUGCCUGUGUGUGUGUAUAAGAGAGAGAGAGAGAGAGNAGAGAGAGAGAGAGAGAGAGAGAGAGAGAGAGAGAGAGAGAGAGAGAGAGAGAGAGAGAGAGAGAGAGAGAUUGUCGGUUGUCAAUCCCUCAUGCAAAGAGGUUCGGGACUUGGGUGGGGAAUGUUGGUUUUGAAAGUCACAACAAUC
Molecule: messenger RNA, 2167 nt
Organism: Chara braunii
Lineage: Eukaryota; Viridiplantae; Streptophyta; Charophyceae; Charales; Characeae
Source: the annotation of a GenBank genome assembly